CCUCCAAACUCUCCGUCCAUACACCACCGGCAAACCUGCACGCAAAAUGGGCAAGAAGAAGUCCUCCGUCCCCGCCGAAGAGCAUCUCUUGUUGCCCCAGCACCCCGGCCGCCCUGACGCGCAAACUACGCCCAUCGUAGACACGCACACGCAUCUGCUAUCCACAUUUUCGUGCUACCGCAGCAAGUACAAGGAGGGCAAGCACGACACGGUCUACGACUUCGUGCGCGAGCUAUACCGAGGCCAUGGGGUGGACGCGAUCGUGGACGUGUACUGUGAAGCUCCGGUCACGAAGCAAUGGCGGGAGCUCGCGGACUCCGCGCUCUCGGAAGAAGACAGGAGGGUGAAGUGGGGCGGACUCGAGUAUUGGUUUGUUAUGGGUGUCCAUCCGCACGAAGCGAAGGAAUACAAUGACGACGUAGAACGCGAUAUAUUGGAAGCAAUGGCGCAUCCGCGCUGUGUGGGAUGGGGCGAGAUCGGGCUCGACUACCACUACGACAACUCUCCGCGCGAGCAGCAGCAAGAAGUAUUCAUCCGCCAGCUCAAGCAGGCCGUGCGGUUAGGAAAACCGCUGACCAUCCACACACGAGAAGCGGAAGAGGAUUCUGAGCGCAUUCUCAAGGAAUACGUCCCCAAGGAUCAUCGGAUACACAUACACUGUUACACCGACUCACCCGAGUGGGCCGCGCGCAUGCUGGAGCAUUUCCCCAACCUCUACAUCGGGAUCACAGGCGUCAUCACAUACGCGACGAACCUCAACACUUCCGCAGUCAUCCGGCAAAUGGCUGCCGCCUCCGCCUCCCCUCUGCGCAUCCUGCUAGAGACGGACGCGCCAUAUAUGGCCCCGUCCAACAUCUACAACACGCUCAAGAACGUCAAAGGCCGGCUGCCGAUCUCGCACUCGGCAAUGAUCCCGUGGACUGCGGAGUUCACGGCGGAUAUGGCGAAUGAGACUGCCGCAGAGGGCGCGCGGUGGGACGCCGAGAGGGUCCUGCGGGAAGGCAGAGAGAAUGCUAAGCAGAUGUAUGGCGUAUGA
Molecule: messenger RNA, 1036 nt
Organism: Trametes versicolor FP-101664 SS1
Lineage: Eukaryota; Fungi; Basidiomycota; Agaricomycetes; Polyporales; Polyporaceae
Exons: 6
Coding region: 47-1036 (329 amino acids)
Molecular function (GO): hydrolase activity, acting on ester bonds
Source: RefSeq, a predicted model, not a curated record